Molecule: messenger RNA, 309 nt
Organism: Necator americanus (New World hookworm)
Lineage: Eukaryota; Metazoa; Nematoda; Chromadorea; Rhabditida; Ancylostomatidae
Exons: 1
Coding region: 1-309 (102 amino acids)
Source: RefSeq, a predicted model, not a curated record
AUGGUUAGGAUGACGACACUGUGCGUACGACACACUUACGCUUGUACUGAAGUGGCCAUAGAAGAUCUGAUAAUGCACACCAGAAAGAUUGGCGUCAACGGACUGACGCAGACAAGACACCGUCACCGACCGGAUUCCGUGUAUGACACUGGAGAAGCACUGUUCCUAAAAACAUGCAAGAGCAGAGGAGUCGAUGAAGUCCAUGUCUUCGUCAACAAGAGCAUGAUGACCAUCGCCUCCGUCGAACAACUUAAGACCCGAAUCGGACGUCUGCGAAUGAGACGGUCAAAAAGGCAGAUUGGGCGAUAG